Molecule: messenger RNA, 708 nt
Organism: Penicillium angulare
Lineage: Eukaryota; Fungi; Ascomycota; Eurotiomycetes; Eurotiales; Aspergillaceae
Gene: erg2
Product: C-8 sterol isomerase ERG2
Exons: 2
Coding region: 1-708 (235 amino acids)
Biological process (GO): ergosterol biosynthetic process
Cellular component (GO): endoplasmic reticulum
Source: RefSeq, a predicted model, not a curated record
AUGCCCUCUAAGUCCUCCUCCAACAAGAAGGCCUCCGGCUGCGGUUGCUGCUGCUUCUCCAUCCGGAACCUGAGCUUCCUCGCCAUCUUCCUAGCCCUUUUCACCGCCGUCUACAGCUUCCUCGACGCGCGCCUGGAGCAGUUCUACAUCUUCGACGCUGAGCAUCUGCACGAACUUUCUCAGCGCGCGAUCAAGACCCAUGGCGAAGAUACCCGCUCCAUCGUCAAUUACAUUGUCUCCGAGCUGGAGGAGAAGGUUGGACCCAACUACCUGAGCACUGAGGAGGAGUGGGUGUUCAACAACGCUGGUGGUGCUAUGGGCGCUAUGUACAUUAUCCAUGCCAGUAUCACCGAGUACCUGAUCAUCUUCGGAACUGCCAUCGGAACCGAGGGCCACACCGGUCGACACACUGCCGAUGACUACUUCAACAUCCUCUCCGGUACCCAAUUGGCCUACGUCCCUGGCUCCUUCGAGCCGGAGGUCUACCCCGCCGGUAGCGUCCACCACCUGCAGCGCGGCCAGGUCAAGCAGUACAAGAUGGACUCUUCCUGCUUCGCGCUCGAGUACGCUCGCGGCUGGAUCCCUCCCAUGCUCUUCUUCGGAUACGCCGAUACCUUCUCCAGCACUCUGGACUUCCCCACCCUGUGGGCUACAACUCGCAUCACUGGUCGUGAGAUGAUUUCCAACUUGCUGCGCUUCAAGCUGUAA